Molecule: messenger RNA, 2331 nt
Organism: Hordeum vulgare subsp. vulgare (domesticated barley)
Lineage: Eukaryota; Viridiplantae; Streptophyta; Magnoliopsida; Poales; Poaceae
Product: ceramide kinase
Exons: 13
Coding region: 146-1972 (608 amino acids)
Molecular function (GO): kinase activity
Source: RefSeq, a predicted model, not a curated record
GCCAGUUUCCGGUCAGGAGCGUGCUUCGAGAGGAAACCACCAGCACGGACCAGAUCUAAAGACCAGAUCAAUCGCACGCGCACGGAAAAAAUAGAGCGAACGACACGGUCGAGCUCAACAACGGCAACAGAAGAGAGGGGAGACCAUGCAGGCCGACGGCGAGGUGCUGUUCCUGGGCGGCGUCGGAGAGGUCACCGUCACCCUCGGCCACGACGGCCUCUCCUUCCUCCCUCUCCACCCGGAAUUGGGUUCUUCAUGUUGGUCAUCUAUCGGACUACUACCAAAAUUGGAGAACAAAAUCAAGUUUUUGGAUGUUUAUGCUGUGGAGCUUCUUGAUGAAGGUCCUGUAUGUGGACCUUGGAAUACAAGAAUUGUCGUCCAAGGCAAGAAAAAUACUGAGAUGCACCGGUUUGCCGUACAUGUAAUCACCAGGUCAAGAAAACACCCUUCUCAGUGGGUACCUUGUGAAUAUCUUUUUGGACACAAAGACCCGGAGACCUGCAAAAGCUGGGCUGAGCAUCUCAGUGCAUGCAUAAAUAAUGAACAGGACAGGCCAAAGAACCUGAUGGUAUUUGUCCAUCCACUGUGUGGAAAAGGUAGAGGUUGCAAAAAUUGGGAAAUGGUAGCUCCGUUAUUUGACCAGGCGAAAGUAAAUACAAAGGUGAUAAUCACCGAGAGAGCAGGACAUGCAUAUGACACCUUAGCAUCAAUAUCAGAUAAAGAGCUCAAGAAAUUUGAUGGUGUUGUUGCAGUGGGUGGUGAUGGUUUAUUUAAUGAAAUCCUGAAUGGGCUACUAAAUUCGAGGAAUAAGACUUCUUAUCCUCCAACUCCAGAGGGCUUUGGAUAUUUUGAAAGCACUGAGAAAUGCCAAGGGUAUAGGAACGAUGGGCUAAACAACAGUACACCCACAUCCGAUGCUGUAAAUGCCAUGCUCCCUGUGGGUUCCAACAAUUGUGAUGAUCAUGAACCUCUUCUUUCGACUGGGCAAUCUGUUGGAUUAGGCAUCUCAUCAUUAAAUCCAAAUACAGACUCAUCCAGUGGAGAUCAAGUGCCCUUAGUCUCCUUCCCAAAUGAUUGGUUUAGGCUUGGCAUAAUUCCUUCUGGCUCAACAGAUGCUAUUGUACUCAGCACAACUGGGGAACGAGAUGCUGUGACUUCUGCCCUGCUAAUUAUCCUUGGUAGAAGGAUGUCGCUUGAUAUAGCUCAAGUAGUCAGGUGGAAGAGUAGCCCAUCAGCUGAGGUCUUACCUACCGUACGCUAUGCGGCUUCAUUUGCAGGAUAUGGAUUUUAUGGAGAAGUCAUAAGGGAGAGUGAAAACUACCGAUGGAUGGGGCCCGCACGUUAUGAUUUUUCUGGAACUAUGGUCUUUCUGAAGCACAGAUCUUAUGAUGCAAAAGUGGCCUUUCUUGAGAAUGAGAACUCUCUUUCACUUGCUGCAUCAGCAGAGAAUGUUGCAGAUGAAGUACAACCACUACAAUCACGUAGAAAAAGACCUCGUAAAAUAAUUUGCCGAGCAAAUUGUUCUGUAUGCAAAGAAAAUUCAAUGCCCGAACAAAAUUCAGAAGAUGAGAUUCCAAACAGCUCCCAAACUAUUUAUGACAACCCAAAAUGGGUCUGGUCCGAGGGGCAUUUUCUCAGUGUCGGUGCAGCUGUCAUUUCAUGUCGCAAUGAAAGAGCCCCUGAUGGCCUAGUGGCUGAAGCACACCUCUCAGAUGGUUUUCUUCAUCUUCUGCUCAUUAGAGAUUGCCCUCUUCCGUUAUACUUAUGGCAUCUGACACAAUUUACUAAGAAGGGAUCGGACCCCCUAACCUUCAACUUUGUUGAACAUCAUAAGACGCGAGCAUUUACCUUCAUUUCAUCACACAACGAAAGUGUAUGGAACUUGGAUGGCGAGCUUUUUCAGGCCUGCGAAGUGUCUGUUCAAGCUUGCCGCGGCCUUGUUAACCUCUUCGCGUCAGGGCCAGAGGUGUAGCAAUGCCCCAUAAGUAACAGCCUCCCCUCCCUUUUUCGCAAAGGGAAGACACCAGCAUAGCUAAUGUUGUAGAGUUGUAGAAGAACCUCAUGUAGAUAUGGAAACCGCGGCCUCGUACCACGCAAUAAAGAACCGGGCAUUGUUUCCUUUGAUGAUGUCCAAGGAAGGAAGAGCUACAGAUUGUGCUAAAAGAACCGAUGAAUUUCAUGUGUCGCAACGCUGCAAAAUUUGCAUUGCCCACACGAUUGAUCUGGUGUUUGCAGGAAGCUAAGUAGACAUGUUCGCUGUAACCCAACAACACUUGCCCGUUGAAUUUAUUUUUUUGAAUCGAACGGCAGGUGCUCUGCCUUUUCAUUAAA